Molecule: messenger RNA, 2763 nt
Organism: Colletotrichum truncatum
Lineage: Eukaryota; Fungi; Ascomycota; Sordariomycetes; Glomerellales; Glomerellaceae
Product: ser arg-related nuclear matrix protein
Source: RefSeq, a predicted model, not a curated record
AUGAACGAACCGCGCGAUAUCGAAGAUCUUCUGCAGAAUGGCUAUUUCAAGACUUCGAGGGCCAAAACGCCCAAGCCAUCUGAUACGGAACCACCUGCGGUUCCCCCUCAUAACUCGAGUAUUACCCGCACGAACUACAACCCAGAUCCCCAGAUUCCCCGAUUCUUCGACGCACCGUUAAGACUUUCUCAUCGCAAAAACUAUCCUCCCCCUCCUAGUGUUGAAGAUGAGACGGCAUCGCUCCUUAGGGAACACGGCAGCAUCGUGUCAGCAUCCAGCGAUGAGCCUCCUUCGCGGGGCGACGCUGAACAGCACCCAAUAAUUAUGGAAGUGCACGAAUACAAUCCCGAGCGCCGUUUCGUUAUUGUGCCGAAGUCUGCUAGCGAGAAGGGAGACGAAGACUCGUCUGAUGACGCCAAGUCGAGUUAUUCUGGUGGCCCACGCUCCGGAAAACAGGCAGUGAACGGCGAUUACGAAGCGAAUACUGGCAGGAAAUACCAUACCUCUCGGGCUGAUGAUAUGGACAGCCCCAAACGGCCCGAGCUUGAAAAGAGGAAGAGCAGACAGGAUCUCCCUCGGAUCGAGACCGAUGUCACAACAGAGCAGCCCCGAACCAAAAGACAUGAGCGAACGAAGUCCGCUACUCGUGUAGAGCAGCAGCCGUCUGACUACUUUUCAAAGUAUGACAAGCGCCAGCCGAACGAAACUCUGCUCUCUCCUCAAGUGAUCAAGCACGCCACAGGAGGCCGGGAAAAAGUGUACUAUGACUACUCUCAGGCUGGUCGGAACGGCGUUCCUCGACCUCAACGAAGUCACUCGAAUCUUGCCGAUCAACGAAGAUUUGACGACAACUAUACGCGGCAAACAUCGUCAUCCAACCCGCCGCCUUCCAGGCGCUCGAACACGAACAUUGAUUCUUCCAAAGAGCCCAGGCAGUUGUCUGGCGAUAGAGUUAGCGAAUCUCCCCGUUAUCAACGUGAGCGUGUGGUACCGCGAGGUGAGCGGCCAGAAAACAAAGACCCAUCACCGCCGUACGACCGGUCAGAACGCGAUAGGGAAUCGAAACGCACGCCAACUUACAAGCGCGACUCGCCGCGACGGAGAGAUGAUAGCGGCUCUAGUAGCAGCGAUUAUUCGCACACACCGCGAACGGCCAACGCUCGAAGGAGAAGGUCGAUUGUGAAUCAAGAAGGCAGAGAAAACAUUUUGAGCCCAGAGCAGGCCAGGCCAUCACAACCAGGCAGAUCCAGAUCGCGUGCGCCGCCCGAGGCAGUCAUGCCAUCCCCGCGGGUAUCAACCAAAUCUUUCACCGAUGACCUUCCUCCUCCUCCUCCGCCUCGCUCCUCGCAGACCUUCCCAGUGGUCAAGGAUCCUAGAGACAGUGGAGAUGCAAAAGAUAAACCCACGCCUUACCCUGACGAUGAUUUAUUGCCCGGUACCAGUCGUCUGAACCUUCGCGACCCUGACCCUUCUCGCUCUCGCUCUCGGGCCUCCACGUUCAACGUCAAUAAUUCGGUGGUGAUGCCAGCGGUCAUGCCUCCAAUGCCUGUUCCCGCUGGACCACGUAGCCCUACUGAAAAAAGGAGAUCGCCUGAAAGGAGACCAGUUACGCAGCCUGGAGGGCUCCCUCCGCAAGCAGAACAAUGGCCACCAGCCAAGUUCGACCCUGCAAAGACUGCGCUUGCUGUUGAUGGGCCAAGAGGCAGCUACCGUCGGUACUCACACGAUGCGGAUCGGGGAGGUGUUCCUGACUUUCCUGAUUGUCCUCGAAAGGAAGGUGUCGUCGGGUAUGCGGACUGGCUCAGCCUACCACGGUGCGACAACUUCAAUAUCUGCCCUGACUGCUACAACGGAGUAUUCUUGAACACGGAAUUCCGCAAUGAUUUCAUGCCUAUGCUUUUCCGUCCGAUGGACAAGCCGAUUGCUUGUGACUUUGGUUCGUGUGGGUGGUACCAUAUUGCAUGGUUGCUGACUCUGAAGAACCGUCAUACGGACUUGCGCCUGUUCUAUCAGGUUGCCAACGUUGCGAGCAAGGUCACUAGUGGGACUCAGCCUUGCCCUGGUGAUCGCCGUGUCACACGCGUGUGGUAUUCGCUCAAGAACCCUUACUCCCAGACAACUAUGCCUGACUUCACUGUCUGUUAUGAAUGUGCCAAAACUAUCGAGGGGCUGUUGCCCAACCUGACUGGUGUGUUUGUUACCCUCCACCCUGCAGCACAACCGACCAGGGGCACUUGCGCGAUGCAUUUCAACCCAGAUCGAAAGCGUUUUGUAAUGUAUUUUGACACGCUUGAGACGACAUCGGAUAUUGCUCUCGCCACAACUCAGGCACCGAACAUCGGCAAGCUUGUCAGCGAUAUUGAGAGCCUGUCAGUAUACGCAGAGUGCUGCAAAGAUAACCCCGUUUAUGAUCAAAACUGGCACGUCAUGCAGUUCCUCCCGCAGUUCACCGUUUGCGGUGACUGUUUCGAUGAGGUGGUCGCACCUCAACUUAAAGAUGGCAAUAUUGUUGCCCGAAACUUUUAUGUGAAGCCCCAACGGAUAGAGGAAGCAACAUGCCAGUUGUACUCUACUCGGAUGAGGGCAGUCUUUGACAAAGCCUGCCGGCGGAAUGACCCGAAAUAUCUCGAGGUCAAGGUUUUGGAGAGGCAAAAGAUGUUUGUUGAGACGUAUAAGCGGUUAUCUAAGCUUGAGCAAGAGAGAUCCCUUUGGGCUAGGGAAGAAAGCAAGAAGCUGCUCCAGGAGUGGGAAAAAUGGGAAUGA